AUGGAUUACGAACGUAAUGAUCCUCGACGUCAUUAUAUCUUACGUGUUGCAUCGCAUAUUUUCGCAUUGAAUUUAUCGGAAAAUAAAAUUUCAAAUUUAAAUCCAAUACAACAUUUUUGUGACACCAAUGCGCCAUUGUUGAUUAUUGCCAAAGAUGAACGGAAGAAUACAUUAGAUAUUACCAAUGAGAUGCGAAAUGAUUAUCAUGCGGAUUUAAUACAAGUGAUGUUUUAUAAACUUGAACCAACUGCUUUGCCAAUGGAUAAUUAUAAAAGCAAAAUAUCAGUAUUAUCAUUACGUGGACGUCCAACGGAUGCAUUAAUUCGUUCAAUGAGAGAAAUAUUUAAACGAGCAAUUGAAAAUGAUUCCGAAACAUCCGUAAAUAGCCAUUUACGUACGAUUUUAAAUGAACUUGAAAUGUGCAUGGAAGCAAAAAAUGACAAAGAGAAGUUUCAUGGAAAACGUUCUAUACACGAUGAGAUUAAUUACUGGAAAGGUCGAAAGGAUGAUGCAUCAUUGCAAUAUUCCCAAGCAUUUCAAAUUCUCAAUAUGAAACUUGAAAUGCUUACGAAUUGUCGCAUAGAUGAAAUUUAUGAAGUUAUUGAUACCACUGAAGAAUGCUUAAAUCAACUUUGGAACUGUGAACCAUCAUUUCCACAAAAUCGUAUGGAACAAGUUAUGGAUAGUAUUGGUAAAUUGAUUUGA
Molecule: messenger RNA, 705 nt
Organism: Loa loa (African eye worm)
Lineage: Eukaryota; Metazoa; Nematoda; Chromadorea; Rhabditida; Onchocercidae
Exons: 4
Coding region: 1-705 (234 amino acids)
Source: RefSeq, a predicted model, not a curated record